AUGGAGAAUAUUCGAAGAAUGUCUGCAGCAACUAUAAAUUUGGAUGAAGACAAGGCAGAGAUGUGCUUUUUAGCUUUCGGAAUAUUGAUCAUUUCAAUCUAUUUAUGAAAUUUGAUUUUUCUGUAUAUGGUUCGAACUCCAAAAAUUAGGAGUAAUAUUGAAGAGUUAUGCGAUCACAUCGUUUAUACUAUAAUUCAACUACAAGCUUUGGAUUCUAUUGCUUAUUUAAGUAUGGAUUUCCCAACUGGUAGCUACAAUAUGCUCGGUGCGAAUAAAUGCUGGAUCUAUUUCAAUUAUUUAGAUUCAAAAGCAGAACAGUUUAUUACUCAAACACCGAGGAACUUUACUUCAGAUUUUACCGCAAGUGGAGAAUGGACUCCAUACUAUUUCAAUAACUCUUUUACUUGCUUUAUAGCAGCGAUUCUUUAUAUUACCGUAUAUUUAUUUGUAAAAAUUGGAACCUGCCUAAUGAAAUUUAAAAAUUUUUUUCUCAAAGAAAUUUUAGAAUUUGAGAUCGGACAGCAGUUGCUAAAAGUUAUUUACUUCAAACUUGCCUUUAAUUUGUUUGUUGAAUUAAAAUUUAUAACCGAUGGAGCAAAACCUGAUUGAAACAGCGCAUUAUGUGUUAUUGUAUCGUUUUUUGUAUUUAUCUGCUAUCCGUUUGGAAAAAUCAUUCUACUGCGGUGUAAGUUUCGUGAUAGGCUUGAUGAACCAAAUAUUAGAAUAAAAUGUGGGUCUGACUAUAGGGUUUAUAAACCAUGCGCAAGGGAAUUUCAUAUAUUGGUUUUGCAGUUAGAAUUAGCUAUAAUAGCGUGUGUGAUAUGUUUUAUCUCAUCUUAUAAAAGUAUACAGCUGUUCGCUAUAAUAGCAGUAAGUAUAUUUAUAACAUCAUAUACAAUAAUUUACCUACCUUAUAGUUCAAAGCUCUUUAACUUGGAAGAAAUUUUUCAAAGGCUUUUAAGAUUAUCUAUUUUAUGCUCCAUCAUUGGAAUCUCUUCUACUAAUUAUCCUGAAUAUAGGAAUUUAUUAGUUUUUGGGCUGCUUUUAAUAUGAUAUUUAGGAAAGAUGUUUUUUACUCUCUUAAAUGUUAGAAAAUAUUUAGCAGAUGUAAAAAAAAUACUUACUAGAUCAUCGUUUGGCUCUCUGAAAAUACAGACAAGUUUUAAGCCUAAGAAUGAUGUUGAAGUUUCAACUAUUGUUGAAACUCCAUCAAUAUCACCCAGUAUUGAUGAUACAAAAAUAGGGGAAAUUAUUGAAAAAACUGAUAAAACCGAGAAUCUUGAGGAUCCUGAUACACCUGGGGUAGAUGAGAUAAAUGAAAAAGUUAUAAAAGCUAAAACAGUUGAUGAUAGGAAAGCUGAGAAAAAGAAAGAAGUAAUCAAAUCAAAAGAAAAUAGCACAGAUGCAAAUAAUAAAACAAAUAUAAAUCCGAAAGUAAAAACCAGGAAAAAAAGGAGGCUAAGCAAAAACAGAGAAAAAUCGAAUAAAAAGAAGCAAACUUAA
This is a messenger RNA of Blepharisma stoltei, 1503 nucleotides long. The record is from the annotation of a GenBank genome assembly. Lineage: Eukaryota; Ciliophora; Heterotrichea; Heterotrichida; Blepharismidae.